Messenger RNA from Cercocebus atys (sooty mangabey), 3252 nucleotides. RefSeq names its product solute carrier family 16, member 14 (gene SLC16A14). Gene Ontology annotation, molecular function: monocarboxylic acid transmembrane transporter activity. The transcript has 5 exons. Lineage: Eukaryota; Metazoa; Chordata; Mammalia; Primates; Cercopithecidae. Bases 485 to 2017 code for a protein of 510 amino acids. The record is from RefSeq and is a predicted model, not a curated record. Gene Ontology annotation, biological process: transmembrane transport; monocarboxylic acid transport.
UGUGCAGCGCCUUAGCGGAACCUCAGCCAAAGCUAUAAACUUCAACCGGCCACAAGAGUGUGCAUGUGAGGUGACUACAUUUUUUUUUCCCUGCCAAACCAGAAUUAGCCGGUAUAGGAAUGAACGAGCAUGAAGAUUUGAAAUUGCUCCGAUUGGAAGGAAGCCCAGGUUAGGUUUGGGCACCUCCAAACGCACCCUUUUUAAAGCCACCUGGACUGCGGCGUCGAGCUUUCGGCUCCACCAAACGCUCAUCUGGCCUGGCAGCGAGCGGCGGAAGACCCCGGGAGCCCGGCACAGAGCGCACCGAGCCCGGCGGAGAGCAGAGCUGUAGGCACCCGCAUCUCCAGGAUGAUAGGCAACAUUGCAACAAAUCUCUAUACCCAGCAGCUCAGGGGGCUCCAAGCAGAGCAGCAAGUUCGAGGAUCCGGGCGUGGAGCCGAGUGAGGCCGCAGCCCAGCGGGCCUCGGGCGAAAAAUCUUGGAAAAUGUAUACCAGUCAUGAAGAUAUUGGGUAUGAUUUUGAAGAUGACCCCAAAGACAAAAAGACACUUAAGCCCCACCCAAACAUUGAUGGCGGAUGGGCUUGGAUGAUGGUGCUCUCCUCUUUCUUUGUGCACAUCCUCAUCAUGGGCUCCCAGAUGGCCCUGGGUGUCCUCAAUGUGGAAUGGCUGGAAGAAUUCCACCAGAGCCGCGGCCUGACCGCGUGGGUCAGCUCCCUCAGCAUGGGCAUCACCUUGAUAGUGGGCCCCUUCAUCGGCUUGUUCAUUAACACCUGUGGGUGCCGCCAGACUGCGAUCAUUGGAGGGCUCGUCAAUUCCCUGGGCUGGGUGUUGAGUGCCUACGCUGCAAACGUGCAUUAUCUCUUCAUUACUUUUGGAGUAGCAGCUGGCCUGGGCAGCGGGAUGGCCUACCUGCCAGCGGUGGUCAUGGUGGGCAGGUAUUUCCAGAAGAGACGCGCCCUCGCCCAGGGCCUCAGCACCACGGGAACCGGAUUCGGUACGUUCCUGAUGACUGUGCUGCUGAAGUACCUGUGCGCAGAGUACGGCUGGAGGAAUGCCAUGCUGAUCCAAGGUGCCGUUUCCUUAAACCUGUGUGUGUGUGGGGCGCUCAUGAGGCCCCUCUCUCCUGGGAAAAACCCAAACGACCCAGGAGAGAAAGAUCUGCGCGUCCUGCCGGCGCACUCCACGGAAUCUGUGAAGUCAGCUGGACAGCAGGGAAGAACAGAAGAGAAGGAUGGUGGGCCCGGGAACGAGGAGACCCUGGGCGACCUUCAAGCCCAGGAGUGCCCCGAUCGGGCCGGGCACAGGAAGAACCUGUGGGCUCUCCGGAUUCUGAAGACGCUCAGCUGGCUCACCAUGAGAGUCAGGAAGGGCUUCGAGGACUGGUACUCGGGCUACUUUGGGACAGCCUCUCUAUUUACAAAUCGAAUGUUUGUAGCCUUUAUUUUCUGGGCUUUGUUUGCAUACAGCAGCUUUGUCAUCCCCUUCAUUCACCUCCCAGAAAUCGUCAAUUUGUAUAACUUAUCGGAGCAAAACGACAUUUUCCCUCUGACGUCAAUUAUAGCAAUAGUUCACAUCUUCGGAAAAGUGAUCCUGGGCGUCAUAGCCGACUUACCUUGCAUCAGUGUUUGGAACGUCUUCCUGUUGGCCAACUUCACCCUUGUCCUCAGUAUUUUUAUUCUGCCGUUGAUGCACACGUACGCUGGCCUGGCGGUCAUCUGCGCACUGAUAGGGUUUUCCAGUGGUUAUUUCUCGCUAAUGCCCGUAGUGACUGAAGACUUGGUUGGCAUUGAACACCUGGCCAAUGCCUACGGCAUCAUCAUCUGUGCUAAUGGCAUCUCUGCAUUGCUGGGACCACCUUUUGCAGGGUGGAUCUAUGACAUCACGCAAAAAUAUGAUUUUUCCUUCUACAUAUGUGGUUUGCUUUACAUGAUAGGAAUACUCUUUUUACUUAUUCAGCCGUGCAUUCGAAUUAUAGAACAAUCCAGAAGAAAAUACAUGGAUGGUGCACAUGUUUAGUAUCAUGUAACGUUCCGUGUGGGUUUCACUGUAAUACUCAUGCCUACCUCGCAUGGUUGCUGUGAGGCACCUAUGACAGGACGUGGGAAAGCAUUUUGUACAGUGACUGGCACUGUCAUUUGUAAAUGCCAUUGUCACAGCCUCAUUUGUAAGCAGCACUGCCUCUCUGUUUGGGGAGAUGUAAUGCUGGAAGGUAUUAAGGACUACAUGCAUUCUAAAGAUGACAGUGUUGUUCAAAGACAGCCUAGUAAAUAAUUGGUAGAAAUACCCUUAUCAAAAUCAUUCUCUUGUCAUCUACUGGAACUAGGUUUUUAAAUACAGCUUUUAAAACACACACAGGGAAUAAAAGCUUUUCAAUUCAACCACUUCUUUGUAAGACAAAACCGAAGUAUCUGUGUGCUUCCAGAAAGAUUCCAGAUCAAUGGGUUUCAAGCACAAGAAUAUGACGAGAUUUCAGAAAUUAAUUAUUACAGGGAGCUAUUGAUCUACUAGCAUCAAACAAAGGCAAGCUCUAAUUCCACAGGUAAUACAAUUUAGUACAAUUAAAGAAACACAGCUUGUAUUUUUAUGAGGGAAUUCUGCAGCUAGGGAUCGGGCUUCAUAAAUCCUCCUCUAAAAGAAGACAUUUGCCAUUAAUCCUAAUUCACUGUUAUCCAGUUAUAAAUGGAAUCUUGAGACAAAACCUUAACAAAGAAAUAACAAUAAUGAUUUCCUUAGCAGAAGCCGGAUUUGUACGCACAACAUUAAAUAAAGGGCUACAAUUCAAGCACUUUUAUUCAUAUCAUUGGCCUCUUAGAUGAUAAACAUGAUCUGGGGCCUGUAAUAUUUUUUUCUGAGUUUCUUCAGCCCAAAAAAUGUAACAUAGAACUAAUUGCUAACUGACAAAUAAAGUUAAUAGUUAAAUCAUCUCCAAGGAAUGUUGCUAAUCCAAAAUAUAACACUAUCAAUUUGUGAGGGUAAUAAAUAGAGUGCCCUUAGUGUAGAUGUCUGUGCCACACCUGACAUUGGAGUAGUGAUAACAAAUAGCCCAUCUCUAGACUCUUGUGUUGUUAUGUAGACCAUUCGCCUGAGUGUGGCACAGUUUUAAAAAUAGUUCUCUUGAUUGAUUUCAUACAGAAGAUGACUGUGAUCCGUGACAUCUAAUAAUGCCCUUUCUUUAUCUGAGAUGUCUAUUUUUCUUUUUUUUUUUUUUUUUUUUUGGAGACGGAGUCUCGCUCUGUAGCGCGCAGGCUGGA